CUCUCCCUAGGUGCACGACAGAAUGAUCCUGGUGAAGGAGGAGCUGCACCUCGUUAUUGACGUGCUGGAGAACUUUGAGGAUCCCAGACUGUCCGAGCUGCUUGUGAGGCCAUUAUUAAUCCUGAGGCACAUCAGAGAGGACUUGAAGAUCUGCACCAGCCAUCAGCCUGACGCCCAUCAACGCUCCGGGAGGCUGACUAGCUGGCUCCACAAAUUCCACGCAGCCAAGAAGAUGGAAACUCCGGGGUGCCUGGAAGCAUCUGUGGUCUUCAAUCUCUUCCGACUGCUGAACCAAGACUUGAAGUGUGCAGCCUACAUGGAGUCCUGCACCUAAACGCCAGAUCUUUACACUGUCUCACCUCAUGCAUCUAAUCAGACACUGGAGAGCCCAGCGAAUGGGAACCCUGAAUCCUUCCUACAGGACACUGUAUUUUAACCAGGCGUGAUGCUCUUUCCUCCUUGGCAUUUUACCAUGGAUACCCAUCACCCAUGAUCUCUGAACAAAAGAUUCACAUACAACUGAUCUUCAGGAACAGACCUCUCCAACUCCAGUUGCCAGUAGCUGAUUGGUUGUAGGCCAAUUCCUUAACUGCAGCUAAAGUGUAGGGCCUGUUCCUCCUGAAAUCAAUGGGAGAUUGGCCACUGAUUGCAGCGGGAUUAAAAUUUAGCCCUAGAGGAUAUUAUUAUUUAUUGUAUUGGUUUAUUGCUACACACAAAUAUUUACCGAUGGUAUGUUAAGUGUAGCCGUUACUUAUUUUAAUUUAAAGAACUAGUUUUUUCACAGUAUUUCAUUAGUGUCUUAGAAAGAUGCUGGAAAAUGCAAUAAUUUUGAUGCAUGGAAGGUGUUGCGGUAUUAGACAGAUUCCGAGAAUCUAUUUUUGUUUCACUGGCUGACAUAAUGUUAAGGCAACUGAUUCGAUCCUUAUUUAA
Malaclemys terrapin pileata is the source of this 930-nucleotide messenger RNA. Its product is annotated as interferon lambda-3-like. Gene Ontology annotation, molecular function: cytokine activity. Gene Ontology annotation, biological process: cell surface receptor signaling pathway via JAK-STAT; defense response to virus; positive regulation of immune response. The coding region runs from base 23 to 334 and encodes 103 amino acids. The transcript is spliced from 3 exons. Lineage: Eukaryota; Metazoa; Chordata; Testudines; Emydidae. The record is from RefSeq and is a predicted model, not a curated record.